Trichomonas vaginalis G3 is the source of this 4704-nucleotide messenger RNA. RefSeq lists its product as uncharacterized. The record is from RefSeq and is a predicted model, not a curated record. Bases 1 to 4704 code for a protein of 1567 amino acids. NCBI's taxonomy places the organism in Eukaryota, Parabasalia, Trichomonadida, Trichomonadidae. The transcript has a single exon.
AUGCUCCCUUUUCUUCUUUCAACAAGAAUUUUAACAAUAGGAAAAUUAUCAACUGAGAGAGCACUGUUCGAUCUUAAAAUUGGAGAAAGUAGUUCAGAAUCAGAUGCAAUUUCAAUUACAAAUGAACAAAAGGGCUUCAUUUAUUGCUUUAAAAGUACCACUGAGCCAACUGAUGAUACAUGCCAAAUCACUGGUUUAACAGCUACAGCUUCUGCCAUUCCAACAAGUGGCAAUGAAUUAACAAUAACCUAUACAAUUAGUUCUCAAAAGAGUUCUAUAGAGAACUUUAAAUUUGGUGUAUCAGCAAUGAUAAAUAUUCCACCAACAGAUGGAACAAACAAAAAUAACGUAUACCGAAUUGAUCAAACCAAGCAAUACUUAAUUUAUAAUCCUGAUUCUACAACUAGAGAUAGAAUAAUCUUUGAUUUUGGCAAUUCACCAGAAGAGAACCAAAAAUUCCCAACAAAUUACGAAUGCUCAACUUCUGAUGGAACUACUGCUAUUGAUCCAUUUAGAGCAGGUUCUUUUACAGAUGUUGAUAACUCGAUAAUUGGUGUUUCUUAUUUUUGGGAGGGUUUAAGUGUUUCAUCAGAUAACUCGGUUACAUUAGUAACAAAAGUUAAAUUAGUUGAAGGAAUACCAAUCACUGCUAUAGUAGAUGGAGCAGUAGAUAAAGGAUCAACAAAACAAGUCACUAUUACACCUCAAUAUCUUAAAUCGCAGACUAAUUAUUACCUUUACUACUCAACGACAGGAGAUGGAUCAUAUUCUCAAGUGACUGAACCUUAUACAUAUACAAGUUCUACCACUUUCGAUUAUACAACAGCACAAUUACAAAAAUCAACAACUUAUUACUUUUAUCUGAGCGAAAAAACUGGUGAUACUUCAAACACAAUAGGUAUUGCCAGUGUUACAAUAAAAGUUAAGCCUUCUGUUGAGAUUCCUGAACAAGCAAAUAACAAAUUUUACAAAUCUCAAACUCUGACAAUUUCUGACAUCAAAAUAUAUGGUGACGGUCAAACAACGUUAGAAAUGUCGUUGACAGGAGAUACAACUAAAGUAACAAAUACAUAUAAUUUAGCAGAUACGAACGGUGAAAAGACAGAUAUUCCGUUUGUAAAGGCUUUGACAGAUUAUAGUGGUGAAAUUAUAUUAACUGCAAAAGUGUCAAACGAUGAUGGCGAAACUUCAAAGACAUUUACAUUUUAUGUUUAUGAUGAUCCAACUGCUACAUGUGCAACAGAUCCAGAAAAUACGUACACUUAUAGUAGUAGUGACGAAACUACAUCAAUAACUAUUAAGUGCACAAUAGCCGAUGAAAUAAUAACAACAGGAAAAUAUACAUAUCAAUUAGGAACAUUUUCAGAAACAACCGAGCAAACUUAUUCAGAAAAUAAAAUUGAAAUAACAAAGACAAUUAAGGAUUUUGGAAUUAAAUAUGAUAAAAAUGGACACACUUUUUCGAUUACAAUUACAAAUGAUAAUACAAAACCAGUCACAGUAACCUCAUCUGAAAUGAAAUUUCAUAUUAAGAACAAGCCUAAAUUAUCGUCAUAUAGCGGUAGCAUAAUUGGAACUCCAACAUCUUCAACAACAAUUAAAUUUAUUUAUAGUGAUAUUGAUGAUGGAAAAGACCUUUACUUGCACUAUAACGAUAAACAUACAGUUGAAUUAAUAAGACAAACAGCUCCAAAAUUAACAUCAAACGGAACAGCUGAACAAGAAUAUUCAUUUGGAUACACAUUUACUCAAGAUACUACCAAGGAUUAUAAGUUUUGGCUUUCAACAACUAGUGAUACUUCAUCAGUGGCUGAUGAUGAUGCAUAUAAAUCUGGUUUUCUUUAUCUUACUUUCACUUCAAGAAGCCUUUCUGAAGUUACAUGUGAAACAACCAAAACCAUUUAUUCAAAUACAGAUACAACAAUAAGGAUCACAUGUGACACCCAUGAUCAAUAUGUAACAAAAGGAAAAUAUAAUGUAACAUUAAAUGCAAAUAGUAAGAAAGAUCAAGAAUACACAGAAACUCCAUUUAAUAUUGAUCUCACUAUCAGUGAGUUUUCACUUGUUUACAAGGAUGGAGGAUAUCCACUUACACUCGAGAUGAUAAAUGAAAACAACGAGCAACUUACCAUUUCAAGUCAAUUGAAUUUUAAUAUUAUGAAUAAACCCAGUAUUGAAUCACCAACAGAUCAAAUUGUUGGAGAAUCAGGGCAAACUAAAAUAAUCACAUUCAAGAUUAAAGAUUUUGAUGAUAGCAAAAAACUUUAUUUGCAUUACAAGGAGAAGAACGUCCAAGAUUCUCCAACAACAACAUAUGAAACGCCAUUCACAUCAAAUGGUUCGCAAGAUGCACAAGAUUUUCAAUUUUCAUAUAUAUUCCCAGCAGAACCCUUAGAUAAAAAUUAUGAAUUCUGGUUUUCGACUAUACAAAAUUUUAAAAAUGGUGAAUCAGAUGUAUUUGAUUCAAAUCAUCAUCCUCUUCGUCUUAUUGGAAGAACUAAACCUACUGUCACAUGUAACUCAAAUAAAGAUACUUAUUCUGAUACAGAAACAAUCACAGUCACAUGCAGUUAUGAAGAUGUAAUAAAAGGAGGUAAAUAUAAAUACACCUUUAAUGGAAAAGAAUCCAGCGAAACUUCAUAUGAAAAUACAAAUACAUUCCCAAUAGAGAUCUCUACUUCCGGUAUUUCAUAUUCAAAAGAUGGUUAUCCACUUGCAAUUACAGUAACAAAUAGUAAUGGCGAAGAACUCCAGGUAACUGGAACAUUGACUUAUUACAUUGUCCAUCAGCCAACUAUUUUAUCAUAUUCAGGAACUACUUUAGGAACACCAGGAUUACAAAAAGCAGCAGUUACAUUUACAAUCAAGGAUAACGAUGACCAUAAAAUUCUUUAUAUGUACUACAAAGAAAGAGAUGUCCAAGGUGCUACAAUAACUAAGCUUCCAGGAAAUUUCGAAUCUAAUGGAGGAAAUAAGCAAACAUAUUCACCAACAAUAACUUUCCCAUCUCCAGCAGGAACAAAAGUUUAUCUAUUUUGGCUCUCAAGAUUCGAUACAUCAGAUACAACUGAUAUUGUCAAAUCAAAUGAUUAUGAAUUAACCCUAAGAUCAAAAGAUCAAAUAACAACGACAAUUGCAUGGCCAACAGAACAAUAUUACACGAAUAAUGAUCAGAUAACUAUUGAUUUAGGAACAAAUUCUAAAUGUACAUUUGAUCUAGUUAAAGAUGAUGGUUCAAAUGAGUCAAUUACAGUUCCAGAAAAUCAAAGAACUUAUAAAUAUACUGUUACAGAUUUAGGAUAUCAAAGUAAUAAACCAUAUACAUUAACAAUCCAGAACUUGAAGGAUAGCGAUGAAAUGGAGAUACAAACAACUUCUACUUUAACAUUUACAUUUUAUUAUAGAACAAAGCCAAAAAUUACAUCAAGUUCUAUUGAACCUCCUUAUUUAACAGACCAGAAAUCAUUUACUUUGAAGACAACUGUUGAAGAUAAAGAUGAAGGCAAAGUUCUUAAAUUGAAACUAAAAAUUGGAACAAAUGAAAUUCAGAUAUCAGACACAUUUACAUAUUCUACCCAAGAUAAUAAUAAAGACUGGACAAUCGAUUUUACAUCAUUAAAUUUAGGCGAAGGAACUCAUCAUCUUGAGUUUUAUUUGAUUUCUGAUGAUUGUCCUGAGGAAACAUGUUCAGCAACAUCUGAUAAUGUUAGAAGAUCCAAUGUUGUUGAUGAUAAAUCAUUCGAUAUUGUUGAUCCAAUUUCAUUCACAAUAACUUCAGAGAAAGAUAAAUCUUAUCAAAGUUCAAAUCCAAAUGGAAUUCCAAUCCAGGGAAGGAUAACUGGUUCCGGAACAAUAACAUUCACUGCUGUUGAUAAUGAUGAGCAUAUAACAGUUGAAGGAACAGUGAGUGAGGUAUCAUCAACAGAAAAGGAAUUUACAGCAACAGUUAAAUAUCCAAAUACUAUAACAUAUGGCAAGAAAACAGUAACAAUUCAAGCAGCUGAUACUCACCAGCAAACAUCUACACAAAAAUUUAGCUUUUGGAUUAAGAAUGUUCCAACAAUUUCUGAUAUUGUAUACACUCCAAAUGCAGUUAAACCAGGUGAUAAAUUCAAAAUUAGUUGCAAAGUAACAGAUCAAGAUAUUGCUAAAGGAAAGAAAUUAAACUUGUUCAUUUAUGAUUCCGAAAACAAGAAAUAUGAAAAAAUUGCUGUUGACCAAAGUGACAAAACAUUGACAUCAAAAGAAUAUCAAUUCAACACAGAAGGAGAAAAACAAUUUAAGCUCAUUUUGACAGAAAAAGAUACAGAACCAACAGACGCAGAUAUUGUUAAAGAGGAACCACUCACAGUAAAAGUUGACAAACCAGAAUCAGGAAAAUCUACACCUGAACCCACAACAGAUCCAGAAGAUCUUAAGGCAAAAGAAAAUGCUGCCAAGAAGAAGAAGACAACAAUAAUUGUUGUCAUUGUUGUAAUCUGCAUAGUUUUGCUUAUCAUUGUAGCUAUCGUUGUUAUAUUGAAGAUGAAGAAAUCAAGUAAUAAGGAUUCAUCUUCAUUCAGCAUUUCCGAUGAUAUUCAUUUCAAUAAUAAUGAGACAAUAUUGGAUGAGGCCAGACCUACCCAUAAUGUUACAAUGCAGAAUCCAUUGUUCUUAACUACAAAUAAUGUUGAGUCGGAUGAAUUAUUUAAUGACGGUGAAUAA